CUCAUAUAGUUCAGGAACUAAUUAGCUAGGCCUAGCGCGCGCGCGCUUUCUGAACUCUCAACAUCAUGUCGAUAGUGGAGAUGAUAGUUCACAUGGACUGUGCCGGUUGCGAGAGCAAGAUAAAGAAAGCUCUCCGGAAACUUGAUGGAGUAAAUGAAGUUGAUAUAGACUUGACCAUGCAAAAAGUGACGGUAAUGGGAUGGGUAGAGCAAGAGAAAGUCUUAAAGACAGUGAGAAAGAUGGGGCGGAGAGCCGAUCUAUGGCCAUAUCCUCAAGACCCAGAAUACUACAACAUUAUGCGCCAGUAUAAUUACCAUCAUCAGCAUCAUGAUCUUCAUGACCAGAAUCAAUCACUGACCUAUUAUGUAUCUUUGCCUGACUCUUCCUACAAUGACUAUAUACAUGGCCAUAGUAGUACUACCGCUCAAUUAGGCUAUGGUUCUUACGAUGAUCAGCAGCCACCGUAUUCAACUAUAUAUCGUGAACAGAAUGAUUGGCAGGCCACCGCCAUAUUCAAUGAUGAAAACCCUCAUGCUUGUUCUAUAAUGUGAUGCCAUGCAUGGCAUAUAUUCUCAUGGGUUUUCAAUGCUUUUGAGGGAAUUAAGAAAGAGUAUUGCCAAAUAUUCAAUCCUGUCUUGCGUAUGUAAUUGGGAUGCAUGGGUUUUAUUGCUUGCAAUGUUUAAAUUACUUUCUUUCCUUUGGGAAUUGGUAGUACAUGUAAAAAGAGUUCAAUGUAAAACAGUGAUGACCGGUGUACAUUCUUGUUCUCAAGUGAAUCUCUCUUGCGAGGCUUUAUACGUCAGAUAAAUUGUGAUGAGAAAAUUAAAGUACGGAAAUAAAAGGAAA
Molecule: messenger RNA, 846 nt
Organism: Juglans regia (Persian walnut)
Lineage: Eukaryota; Viridiplantae; Streptophyta; Magnoliopsida; Fagales; Juglandaceae
Product: heavy metal-associated isoprenylated plant protein 28-like
Exons: 3
Coding region: 66-551 (161 amino acids)
Molecular function (GO): metal ion binding
Source: RefSeq, a predicted model, not a curated record